GCCUGGUUUAGUAGUCGACGCGCACCAAACCACGGCGCACGCGCCAAUGUUACCGCUACAACCUAUUUGGUUAACAUAGAGGUUGUAUAGGAACAUCUUAUAUAAAAAAUAAAAAGUAAAAAAAAAUCAAGCUGUCGAGUUCGAUUUUAAAUUUCGAAGCGAACGUGUUUGUAUUUUUUUUCGAAUUCCGCGCGUUUAUUUUGGCGGGAUUUCGUAGUGUUGCAAUUUGAAAAAAAUUGAGGUGACAAUUUCCAAGUGUUUUGCAGUCUUUGAAUAAUCAAAAAUGUUUCACGGAGGCAUUUGGACGAAGCUGCAAGGCUUUUACAAGUGGUAUGUGCUGGGGCUGGUGUCGAUCGGCUACAUCUUAGGAGAACUCGGACAUUAUCUUAUUGGUACAACAUCGAAAGUGACGGCAGAUGAUCUUCAUUACGGAGACAAAUCGUGCAUGCUGAACCUGACUGACGUCCAUCUAGUUGACCUGCCCGUUGUCUGCGAGAAGGUUAACUCUAGUGAAAUAUGCGAGACCCUCGUCCUGAACGGUACGCGGUACUGCGAGUGGGGCUACAACGGCCUGGGCAUAGACUACCAGGUGUUAGCUGGACCCGCCUUCAUGGCAGUCUUCACUGUCGUCGGAGUUAUCCUGGGCGUGGUCGCUGACAAAUUCAACAGAGCGCGAAUCCUAUCAUUCUGCACCCUCGUCUUCGUCAUCGCCAUCUUGCUUAUGGGAACUGUCAAGGAAUACUGGCAUCUCGUCGUCCUCCGUAUGAUAAUGGCUGCAGGAGAAUCCGGGUGCAACCCCCUAGCUACGGGCAUCCUGACAGACUUGUUCCCUGAGAAACAGAGGGCGUUGGCGCUGUCGAUCUUCAACUGGGGUAUUUAUGGGGGGUAUGGUAUUGCUUUCCCUGUGGGAAGGUAUAUACCUGAGGUUAAUGCUUGGGGAUUGAGCUGGCGAGUGUGUUACUACGGAGCGGGUAUCGUCGGACUGGUCAUCACUCUGUUCACCUUCCUCACUCUUCGCGAACCUUCCAGAACUACUAUUGGAGAAGAAGGCACCAACAAAGCCGGCGACAGUUCCCUCGAAUCAGCCGGCAAGAAGAUGCCUCAAGUGACCAUCUGGCACGUGAUCGCUCAGCCCAGAAUCAUUCUGUUGUGCCUCGCUGCCUCUAUCAGACAUUGUGGUGGUAUGUGCUUCGCUUACAACGCAGACCUGUACUACCGUGACUACUUCCCUGAUGUGGACCUAGGCUGGUGGCUGUUUGCUGUCACCGUCGGUAUCGGAUCCAUUGGCGUCGUGGCUGGAGGAGUUAUUUCUGACAAGUACGUAGAGAAGAUGGGUGUUCGUUCCCGCGUGUUGGUGCUGGCUUUAUCUCAGCUCAUCGCCACUCUGCCCGCGUUCGGCUCUGUGGUGUUCGGGCCUCUGUGGGCCAUGAUCACUCUUGCUAUUUCUUACUUCUUUGCUGAGAUGUGGUUCGGCAUCGUGUUCGCGAUCUUAGUAGAAAUAGUUCCGCUGUCAGUCCGCUCAACAACUGUGGGAGUGUUCCUCUUCGUGAUGAACAACGUUGGAGGAAACCUGCCCAUCCUGGUGGACCCCGUGUCCAAGAUCAUCGGCUACAGGGAGGCUAUCAUGAUCUUUUAUGCAGGAUUUUAUGGCAUCAGUAGCAUAAUGUUCUUCCUAACAAUGUUCCUGAUGGACGGUCCUAUCGAGAAGCCAGAAGUUACAGAAGAAUCCAACAAACCCAGUGGACUGGACAACAGAGCGUUCACUCAAGAUGAACUCCCGCCUAGAAGGGGAACAAGACCCGUGUCUAACGCAGCUAGUGAAAGACUGUAGGUCUUAUAGGUUUUAAACGAAUUUUACAAGCAAUGCUGUGGUGAUACGGUCAUGUUGUGAAUGAUGAAUGGUCAAACGCUGGGAUUUAAGCACCUUAGAAGGCUACAUCUACUGGUCUGUGGUAAGGUCUUUCAGAAAGACCAAAGACCCUUUCCAAUUUGUUAAGAUUGCUUAGAAGGCAUCUUUUAGAGUCGGAUUUUUGUUACACCGUUUUAACUAUGAAUUUGUUGUGGUAGACAGGGACAGGGAUACAUUUCGUAUAAAUAGUAUUCCAGGUAAGUUUGUGAAAAAAGAAAAGAUAGCAGUAGACAAGCAUACCACAAUGUCUUUUCAUAAAAGGGGUGCUUAACCCAAAACGGCGUGUAAGACAAGUUAUGAAUGUGAAUGAAUCAAAAGAAGUAUGGAAUAUUUUUCUAUAGGAUCUUCUGUGGGAAUAUGGCGUUUACAUGUAAAGACAAUAACAAAGAUAUGGUUUUUGGAAAGCAAGGCCGUAAUAGGAUAUAAAGUACAAAUGGGUGUGCAAUAUUUGAUACGAAAUGGCCUAACGACAACUCGAUUAUGGAAAAGUUAAAUAUGACAAAUUAUGCGUUCUUUCCAAAGUUGAUAAUUAUUUUUAAUAAUAAUUAGGAUAAAAUGUUUUUUAUUUCUUAAUAAUUAUUUUCUGGUAAAAAUCUUUCAAAUAUCCCAUUAUUAAAUAAUACAUACUUCUAUGAAAAUAUCUCAGGAAGUAUUUUUUAAUACUUUUUCAAUUUGAAAAGUCCGCCUAACCGCAAAAAUACAUUCAUGAGCGGCUGUGACUUGUGUUUUGAUACAAUUACAAUAUUUAUAACUUUAUUGAAAAGCCCAAACAUGACUCUUGCGAAAGCAUGUUCCUUUAGCGUUAGAAAACGACCCAUUUUUUGUACUAACAGUGUUUUAAAAAAGUCUUAUGACUGCUAGUAUCAAGAUUUUGGGUCCCGAAUUAGUAGUCUACAGAUUAUACCCAUCAAAGCAUAGAUUUCAAUCGAUUUUGUCUUUAUGACAUUAUUGUGUCGUAUGUUUGAGAAUCUCAAAUUGUGUUGGAUAAUUUGUAGGCUAUUAAUAUUCUUUAUAAUAUGCGUUGUUAGUACCAAUAAGAUAUGUCUGAGUGUUAAGUUUUAGUAUUAGUUGUUUUUAGUCUUAGCCCAGUGUCAUUAUUUGAAUACGCUCGGUAGCAAAAAAUCGGAUCAUAAGCUUCGCAAGUAUCAAAAAAUUUGAACUACUUAAAACAGUUCUUCAUUUCAAAUACUUGCCUUCAAGAUAUUAAUUUGUCUGUUUUUUCGCUGCCAAGGGUAUAUUUUAUUUAUUUUAAAACUACUGUUUCAAAACUCUGUCUGUAUCAUAGACAGUUAAUUACAAAAAAUCACAGAACUAUUGAGUUAAUUUGCAUUUAUUUCUUUCAUUAGAUAAAUGUUUUUUCCUUAGCCAUUGGUAGAAAACUGAUUCUAGUAAAUAGGAUCAUGUUUAUGACAAAAUAAGUACACCAAAGUUUUUAAAAUAUGAAAUAACAAACCAUAACUGUAUAAGUUGGCGCCAGGAUCAGCCGAAGUAACUAAUAAAGGAGGGAAACAUCUAAUAAAAACUUAACAUUCUAAUUUGAUGUCUCUGGGUAAAAAAAAUGAAAUGACUUUACUGAUUUGCUGUUUUUGGCGCCAAAUUAUAACUCUCUCAUGUUCAAAAACCCACUGAUUGUUCUACAAAAGUAAUAAAAAAUGAAAGCAGUUAUUAUGUGAUAAUGAUCUUUUGUACAUAUUUAUUUCGUAGUUAUGCGAUUAUUGUAAAUAAAUGUUUAAUGUUUUA
Messenger RNA from Helicoverpa armigera (cotton bollworm), 3649 nucleotides. RefSeq names its product probable galactarate/D-glucarate transporter GudP (gene cts). Bases 284 to 1831 code for a protein of 515 amino acids. NCBI's taxonomy places the organism in Eukaryota, Metazoa, Arthropoda, Insecta, Lepidoptera, Noctuidae. The transcript is spliced from 11 exons. The record is from RefSeq and is a predicted model, not a curated record. Gene Ontology annotation, biological process: transmembrane transport. Gene Ontology annotation, cellular component: membrane. Gene Ontology annotation, molecular function: transmembrane transporter activity.